Hevea brasiliensis (rubber tree) is the source of this 1456-nucleotide messenger RNA. Its product is annotated as tryptophan aminotransferase-related protein 2. The record is from RefSeq and is a predicted model, not a curated record. Bases 1 to 1347 code for a protein of 448 amino acids. The transcript has 5 exons. NCBI's taxonomy places the organism in Eukaryota, Viridiplantae, Streptophyta, Magnoliopsida, Malpighiales, Euphorbiaceae. Gene Ontology annotation, molecular function: carbon-sulfur lyase activity; transaminase activity. Gene Ontology annotation, biological process: amino acid metabolic process.
AUGGCUAGGUUCUGGCAUGUGUUCACCGUGAGGAACUUGUUGGUGGUGUCUCUAGCCAUCAAUGCAAGCUUCAUUUUGAGGCUGGGAUACGAGACCAUUGACAUAAAGAGAGAGCAACUGCUGACGGGUAAACGUGCCCAAGGAGAGGCACUGCCUACUCAGAGGGCACAUCUGCCUGUGUCUACUACCUCGUCACCUUCCUCGACUCCUUUCCCUGGCAGCGAUAGAGACAGAGUGAUCAAUCUCGACCACGGUGACCCGACCAUGUACGAGAGAUUCUGGCAGCAAGUAGGUGAGAAGGCCACAAUCGUGAUCCCUGGUUGGCAAUCAAUGAGCUAUUUCUCUGAUAUUGGAAACCUAUGCUGGUUUCUGGAGCCCGAGUUCGCGAGACAGGUACUUAGACUGCACAAAAUUGUAGGCAACGCAGUCACUGAGGACCGUCACAUUGUGGUUGGUACGGGUUCUACUCAGCUCUUUCAAGCUGUGUUAUAUGCACUUGCUCCUCCAGACGCAGAGGAACCCGUUAGUGUUGUAUCUGCAGCUCCAUACUAUUCUUCUUAUCCGGCAAUAACUGAAUCCCUCAAGUCUGGACUCUACAGAUGGGAAGGGGACGCCCUUAGUUUCUCAAAAGAAGGGCAAUUCAUCGAACUGGUGACAUCCCCUAAUAACCCAGAUGGAUAUGUGAGGGGUUCUGUCCUGAAUAAAAGCGGGGGUGUAUUGGUGCACGAUUUUGCAUACUACUGGCCUCAAUAUACUCCGAUCACCUAUCCAGCCGACUACGACAUUAUGCUGUUCACCGUCUCUAAGACCACCGGGCAUGCUGGAAUGCGCAUUGGUUGGGCUCUUGUCAAGGACAGAGAGAUAGCCAAAAGAAUGGUGAAAUACAUCGAGCUCAACAGCAUUGGCGUCUCCAAGGAUUCGCAGCUGCGGGCUGCAAAGGUUUUCGAAGUUGUUUCUGACAGCUGCGAAUCUUCCAGCAAUACAACAGAGUCCCUUUUUGAGUUUGCCUAUCACCUCAUGAUGGAGAGAUGGCAAAACCUAAGGGCGGCGGUGAAACAUAGUGGUAUAUUUAGCUUGCCGGAAUUCUCUCCCGGAUUCUGCAUGUUCAAGGGAAGGUUGUUCGAGCCUCAACCUGCUUUUGCAUGGUUGAAGUGCGAAGAACCGAUCGAAGACUGCGAGAGGUUCCUACGUUCUAACAAGAUCUUGACGAGGAGUGGGAGACACUUCGGAGUUGGCCUGCAAUACGUUAGGAUUAGUUUGAUAGAUCGCGACGACAAUAUUGAUUUAUUUGUAGAGAGAUUGUCCAACAUUCGCAAGGACAAUCUAUGCCAGCAUAUGGGGGAGUGAGCAGUCUUUUUUUUUUUUUUAUUCAUUUCUACUUUUGGAGCUGCUUGGAUCUGAAUGUUCUACGACUACUGCAGUUGAAAAAAAAAAUUGAAUUAAUUAAAUUUCUUAA